Messenger RNA from Pelmatolapia mariae (spotted tilapia), 2030 nucleotides. RefSeq names its product CDP-L-ribitol pyrophosphorylase A (gene crppa). The coding region runs from base 132 to 1433 and encodes 433 amino acids. Gene Ontology annotation, molecular function: D-ribitol-5-phosphate cytidylyltransferase activity. NCBI's taxonomy places the organism in Eukaryota, Metazoa, Chordata, Actinopteri, Cichliformes, Cichlidae. The transcript is spliced from 10 exons. Gene Ontology annotation, cellular component: cytosol. The record is from RefSeq and is a predicted model, not a curated record. Gene Ontology annotation, biological process: protein O-linked glycosylation via mannose; isoprenoid biosynthetic process.
GUUCCCUCUUUUCUAAACACGUUCUCGGUAUCUUACCCACCCCGCCCAUCAGAAGGGAAUGGAUAGCUUUGGAAAGUAACCUACAGUGAAACCCCUCACACCCUAUCUGUAAACAUAUUGAGGUCAGUAAUAUGAACACGCGGGGUGAUAACUGUGAACCGCACAGGCCCGCUCAUCCCGGGAUUUUCACAAUGUGCGAGGCCGGGAAGAGCGACCACCACUCGGCAGAAUACUGCGUGGACUUCCCUGUAUCGGUGGUUCUUCCUGCCGGAGGCACCGGAGAAAGAACGGGACUACAGACACCAAAACAGUUCUGCACGUUUCUUGGCAGACCGCUCAUAAGCUACACUAUUCAGGCUUUCGAGAGUGUGCCAUGGAUCCAAAGCAUUGUGGUUGCUGUUGCCAAAGAAAACAUGGACCUGAUGAUGGACAUCAUCCAGCGGUUUAAGCACAGAAAGGUUCGUGCGGUGCCAGGAGGCUCGACACGUCACAGGUCGAUAUGUAAUGGAGUCCUGGCUCUGGGUGAGGAGGAGAGGCCAGCAGUAGGCAGACCGAAGGUUGUCAUCAUACAUGAUGCUGUUCGGCCUUUUGUGGAGGAGGAUUUUCUGUGCAAGAUAGCAAUGGCUGCCAAGGAACAAGGGGCAGCGGGAGCUAUCCGACCUCUUGUUUCCACAGUGAUCGCCACCACAUCCGAGGGCUACCUAGACCAUUCUCUGGAGAGAGCCAAGUACAGAGCCAGCGAGAUGCCUCAAGGAUUUACAUAUGAUGUCAUCUCUCAGGCCUAUCAGAGGUGCAGUGAGUCAGACUUCGAGUUUGGCACAGAGUGUCUCCAUCUGGCUCUGCAGUACUGUGGCACCAAUGCCAAGCUCAUUGAGGGUCCGCCAACUCUGUGGAAGGUGACCUACAAACGGGAUUUGGCUGCUGCAGAGUCCAUUAUCAAAGAGACUUUAUCACGAUCAGCAUGUGUUAUCACAGGUGGAUUGGCAGAAGCUGUGAACCUGGCAGAUGCUCUUCGGAAGGCUGUUGGAGCUCUGGAUAUGGAGUUGGACAUCGUCCCAGAUCUAAUGGGAGACAACGCCAGGUGUCUGUUAAAGGAGUGGAACUUCAUCCAGGUUUCUGUCAGUCACUCAUGCUUGUCUGAAGUGGAGGCGAUACUUGUGGCUUUAGAGGCAGAAAAUCGAGCUCUUCUCCACCCGGUGGUUGUUAUUUGGGUGCAUUUCAGCAGGACUGAUGAGCUCCCUGUCAGCGAGAGAGCACCCACGGCAAUCAUGGAGUUGGCCUCAACAGCCAAGCACAGAAAUAUUCUCAUCUAUGGCAUCCAGCUUAAACAGUCAAAGCACUGGGAGAGGUCAGCGUCGCGGGUCGCCGAGAUCGCGUCAGCCUUAAUUCGGGAGAGGAGCCCUGCCCUGGUGGGACAGCUUCUGCAGGCAUGAAGGAAUCAGCACAACCGGAAAAUCCCCACGCUGUGACUCAUGAACACUCCUGGGAUGAGAUCGUCUGAGACUUUUCUUUUCUUUUUAACCUUGAAUCAAUUACUGUAAGGUUAAAUGUGUAAGUGUAUAGACCAUCAAGAAGCAGACUGAAAAAGAGACUUUUUUCUCUGUUGUUGGCCUGUUUAUGUGUGUGUGUGCAUGUGUAUAUCAAAAAAAUAUAUAUUGUGGUUCAUCAUAGUAAAAAAGAACCAUGUCAUCAGUUGGCUUAUUUUUUAUUUUCCAGAGUUUGUGUCCCCCAGACAAACAGUGUCGCUCUGUCGCACUGACGAUGAAGAUAUGUGGCGCUUUGGCUGCAGAUGAUUCUUGUUGUCGGAUCAGUUCAGUUCUGGUUUUUAAUCGCUUUAAGAGUUAUUUUGCUGCGGUUGUCACAGAUGUGCAAUAACAGGCCACAUCACUUUGAAUUAUUACUGUGGAAAUGUGAACUGCAGCGCGUAUGCCAAAAAAACUGGGUGUCAAAUUCGCUGCUUUUACCACUGGAUGAAGCUUUUUAUGACUGAAACAUGAACACGGAGCUGCUAAUAUUUUUGUACUUGAAUA